This is a messenger RNA of Notechis scutatus (mainland tiger snake), 726 nucleotides long. Its product is annotated as olfactory receptor 10G6-like. Gene Ontology annotation, cellular component: membrane. Lineage: Eukaryota; Metazoa; Chordata; Lepidosauria; Squamata; Elapidae. The record is from RefSeq and is a predicted model, not a curated record. Gene Ontology annotation, biological process: G protein-coupled receptor signaling pathway. Gene Ontology annotation, molecular function: olfactory receptor activity; G protein-coupled receptor activity.
AUGAUCUCCAACCUUCAACUGCACAAGGCCAUGUAUUGGUUCCUGUGUCAUCUCUCCAUCCUGGACAUGGCCUUCUCAGCUGUGGUGGUUCCCAAAGUUAUUGCAGGAUUCACUCCAGAUGGAAAAGUCAUCUCUUUUGGUGGAUGUGUGUCUCAGCUCUUCUGCUUUCACUUCAUUGGAUGUGCAGAAUGUUUUCUUUACACCGUGAUGGCUUAUGACCACUUCUUGGCCAUUUGUAAACCACUCCAUUAUACUAACAUCAUGAACUGGAAAGCCUGCCUCUUCCUCUCCUUGGGUACCUUAAUUGGAGGCUGCCUCAAUUCUGCACUUCUGACAUCUCUCACCUUUCAUUUGCCUUAUGGAGAAGACAAUUAUGUUGACUAUGUCUUUUGUGACAUUCCUGCAAUGCUGAAGCUGCCUUGUGUUGACAUACAAUUUAAUGAAUUGAUGAGCAGCAUUGACGUGAGCUUUAUAACAGUGACCUGCUUUCUCCUCAUCUUAGCCUCUUAUGCUUACAUCAUUGCAGCCAUUUUGAAGAUCAGUAGCAUUGAAGGACAGCAGAAAGCCUUCUCCACAUGCAGUGCCCAUCUUACUGUGGUGUUCAUAUAUUACCUGCCUUUGUUUUAUCAUUAUAUGAGGCUAGGUUCUCAAGACUCUAUGGAUAGUGUGGUAAGUGUGUUCUACACCACCAUCACCCCUUUGUUGAACCUUGUGAUACACACUUAG